GACUGACAGUACCGCACUGUUCCGGAAAGUUUGAAUAUUGUCAGAGCUGAAGAUAGACAUGAAGCACCUGAACUACUUCACUCAGCGGAAUACAGGACAGUGUUCCUGCUCUGACAACAUGAAGUCCUGGUGGCUGCUGCUGUCCUCUCUGCUGCUCUUUGGGGUGAGAAGUGUCUCUCUACAGGAGAACAACAAACCCAAUUUUGUCCUGAUGAUGGUGGAUGAUAUGGGAAUUGGAGAUCUGGGCUGCUAUGGCAAUAAAACACUGAGUACUCCUAAUAUUGACCAGUUAGCACAGGAAGGAGUGAAGCUGACACAUCACAUCGCUGCAGCCAGCCUCUGCUCUCCCAGCAGAGCAGCAUUCCUCACAGGACGAUACCCGAUACGAUCAGGUGUAGCUGGAACUAGCAGACCUGGCGUCUUUAUAUUUAACGCAGCAUCUGGAGGUCUUCCCAGCUCAGAGGUGACUUUCGCAAAGAUCGCCAAGCAACAAGGCUAUGAGACUGCUCUGAUAGGAAAAUGGCACUUGGGGCUUAACUGUGAAAGCAGCAACGAUCACUGCCACCACCCGAGCAUCCACGGCUUCAACUAUUUCUUCGGCAUCCCUUUAACCAAUCUGCGGGACUGCCAGCCGGGCCGCGGCACUGUGUUCAUGCUCUAUAAAUACUUACCAUACAGGACGCUGGCUAUCAUCUUCCUCACUGCAGCUUUACUCCACUACUGCGGCUUCAUCACCAUCAGCAGACGGCUGAUCCUGAGCCUCGCCUGUCUGCUGUUCGCCGUCACAUGUUUGACGGCGGGAUUCAUUCAAGUCAUCCCGUAUCUUAACUGCGUGCUGAUGAGGGAUCGCAGAGUCGUGGAGCAGCCGUUCACAUCUGAAAACCUGACUCAGAGGAUGACUCACGAGGCGGUGGACUUCAUAGAAAGGAACUCAGCGAGGCCUUUCCUGCUGUUUUUCUCCUUCCUGCAGGUGCACACAGCCAUGUUUGCUUCAGAGCCGUUCAGAGGAACAAGCCGACACGGUAUCUAUGGAGACGCUGUCCAUGAGGUGGAUUGGAGUGUAGGUCAGAUCAUCCAGACUCUGGACAGGCUCCACCUGGCAGAGAACACUCUGGUCUACCUGACUUCAGACCAGGGGGCUCACCUGGAGGAGAUCUCUGCCAGAGGGGAAGUCCACAGAGGAUGGAACGGAAUAUAUAAAGCAGGGAAGUCCACAAAUUGGGAAGGAGGAAUCCGAGUCCCAGGAAUUCUGCGUUGGCCUGGUAAAAUCCCAGAUGGCAGGCAGGUGGACGAACCCACCAGCAACAUGGACCUGUUUCCUACAGUGGUGCGGCUGAGCGGAGCCACAGUCCCAAAGGACAGGGAGAUAGACGGUCAUGACAUCAUGGAUUUGCUUCAGGGGAGAGUUGAAAGGUCCAAGCACGAGUUUCUGUUCCAUUACUGCAACGCCUACUUAAACGCAGUCAGGUGGCACCCCCAAAACAGCAACGCAGUGUGGAAAGCUUUUUACUUCACACCAAACUUCUACCCGGAGAACGAGACUUCCUGCCUCCACACACAUGUCUGCUUCUGCACGUCGGAUCAUGUGACUUACCACAAUCCUCCGCUGCUCUUUGACCUGUCUAGGGACCCAACAGAGAGCACGCCGCUGACUCCUGACACUCAACCUGACUUUGACUCUAUCCUAGCAGUGAUGGAGGAGGCUGCACAGAGGCAUCAGAGCUCGGUGCAGCCUGUAGAGAGUCAGAUCUCUGCGUGGAACCUGAUGUGGAAGCCGUGGCUGCAGCCAUGCUGCUCCACACUCAGCCAGCUGUGUCAGUGCCAGCAGGACCUGCUCUCUGAUUCAUACUGACUGAAUCUGAGCUGUAUCUGCACUCCAAUCCUGACUCUACCAGGCAGUCCAUCUGCAGCUUCACUGGUACUUUCCCAACUCUAUCUAUAAAAUAGGAGGAGACACUGGUUGUUAUAGCAACGAGUCAUUUGCACAUGAAAUAAUGAAAUAGGCAGAAAAACUGUGGUCCGUCAAAUUCAGAUAAGCUUAAUUGACAAUGAAAGAUGAUUUAAGUGUUUCUUAUGAAUGGAACUUUGCAUCCGUUCUGUCCAAACAGCACAUAACACAGAUUGUUUUAAAGAAGCCAAAUUAAGUUCAACAUUUUAGGAAAUAUAAUUAUUGGUGCUUUCCAAGAAUGAGAUGAAAAGAUAAAUCUCAUAACAUUGUGUCCCACUGAAAUGUAAUAGGAUUUGUAUCUGCUACUGCAAACACAAUUAGAAACCAAAAGGGAAAGAUUUUAUAUUUUAAUAUUUUUUGGUUUAAUGAUGAAGCACCUUAGUUUUAUAAUAUAAUAAUUGAACUGAAUGUCAGGUGUGUA
This is a messenger RNA of Scomber japonicus (chub mackerel), 2369 nucleotides long. It is a transcript of the gene sts, whose product is annotated as steroid sulfatase (microsomal), isozyme S. NCBI's taxonomy places the organism in Eukaryota, Metazoa, Chordata, Actinopteri, Scombriformes, Scombridae. The coding region runs from base 59 to 1852 and encodes 597 amino acids. The record is from RefSeq and is a predicted model, not a curated record. Gene Ontology annotation, molecular function: arylsulfatase activity. The transcript is spliced from 10 exons.